Messenger RNA from Drosophila novamexicana, 2277 nucleotides. RefSeq lists its product as uncharacterized. The record is from RefSeq and is a predicted model, not a curated record. Bases 17 to 2086 code for a protein of 689 amino acids. Lineage: Eukaryota; Metazoa; Arthropoda; Insecta; Diptera; Drosophilidae. The transcript is spliced from 3 exons.
UGAAUUGAGUUACAAAAUGUAUUUCGGUUCUGCAAUUUCUCAUUCGCGUUUCAAAUGGCUCGGUAUCUGUUUCCUGACAAUGCUCCUAAUAUACUGUCUAACCAAUCAAGAUAUGGGUUUAAAUACAAGGAACAAAAUAUAUAAAAUGCAUGCAAGCAGCACAGGACCUAGUGAUAGUGUGAGAGAUCAUUCCGAAAAUAGUACCCACCGGGUAGAUGACAGCCCAGGGUCGCCAGAACUCCCACAGCAACUGUACUAUGUGAACAGUCCACAUUGUAAAAUGCCAUACAUAGAUCCCUUCUCACAGGAGUUGUUGGCAAUCUAUAAGCCCAUGGUAUUCGAGACAUGUACCAAUGAGUCGGAUCUAGUAACACCUAUCUUCGAUGUCAAUCGCAAGCGCUAUGUGCUCCAUAUUGAUGAAGGUGUCGCAGCGAAAAUACUUAAUUCCAGUGAAAUUGAGUAUAAUUGUUAUUACCAGGAAAUAACGCGAUAUGCUGAACACGACAGUUAUAACGACCUGCCGCCGAGGAUAUACUUCAGCCAGGGUUACGUGGUACCGUUGCACGUUGAGGGCAUGAUAUUGGGCUGCAGCGAGGCGGCCAAUGACUCAAAUGUCCUGCAAACGGAUGCCUUCGGGUUUAUUCAAUACAAGCCAUUCCCAUCCGCAGUGCCGACUCUGAAAACAGCUCCAGCACAGGCUGCGCAGCGAAAGCCCAGUGUCAUAAUGUUUGGAAUCGAUAGUAUAUCGAGAAUUAAUUUAAGACGCACCAUGCCCAAAGUUUACAAAUUCUUAACUCGCAGCGGCUGGUAUGAGAUGCAGGGCUAUAAUAAGGUUGCAGAUAACACUUUUCCAAACUUAAUGGCCAUUCUUAGUGGCUUUACGCCCGACACGGUCAAGGAGACAAUCUGCGAUACGGAUGAAAAAGGUUGCUUCGCUCGUAUUCCCUUUAUCUGGAAGUAUUUGAAGGAUGCUGGAUAUUUGACAGCCUAUGCGGAGGAUACGUGCAACAUAAACACAUUCAACUACGUAAAGCCGGGCUUUUCGCUGCAGCCGACGGAUUACUAUUAUAGACCACUUCUGCGAGCCUUCGAGAGUGAGAUGAAAACUUGGAAAUGCGCCAAGUGCACAAUUAAAUAUUGCAUCGGCCGACGCAUUCAAAGUAGCUAUAUUUAUGACUAUGCAAAGGAAUUCGCCAGACGCUAUGUGGAUGAGCGACCCAUUUGGGGCCUUUUCUGGUCGAGCAGUUUUAGCCAUGACGAUUAUGCUAUGCCCUCGAAAAUGGCUGACUUUGUUUUACAGUAUUUACUGGACUUUGAGACGGACGGUGUGUUGGAUGAGAGCAUUGUUAUAUUCUUCUCUGAUCAUGGCUCACGGUAUGGCAAAUUAAUGUAUUUAAGCAGCGGAUUCUUAGAGGAGCGUUUGCCCAUGAUGUUUAUCUAUUUGCCGCCCUGGUUUCGGGCGCAAUAUCCGGAAUUUGCGGAAGCCUUAACGGCAAACCGCAAUCGUCUGACAUCCAAUUAUGAUCUGCAUAAUACUCUCAAGCACAUCGCCGAAAUAGCCGGUCUACCCAAUUCUGCUCCACUGCCAAAGGCCAACGACUGUCCCAGGUGUCAAUCGUUGUUCUACCCUGUAAAUGCAACGCGAACCUGUGCGGAUGCUGGCAUACCGGAGCACUAUUGCACCUGCAAGCCGUAUAAAAGGCUUUCAGAUGAAUGGGCAGAUCGCAUAGCUCCUCGGGUAAUCGAUCGCAUGAACGACUAUCUAAGGGGCAAAAAUCUAAGCAGCCUCUGCACAAAUCUUACCUUAAGCUAUAUUCAUAAAACGGAAAUUCAAAUCGGUCCAGAACAGAAAUUUCAUGAAUUCCAAAAAAUGGAUGUGGCAGUCUAUCGCACCAAGUUCAAAGUUCAACAGAAUAGCGCCGACUUUUUCGCAACUGUAGUCUAUAAUAAUGUUACCAAUAAUGUGGACGUUGAUGUGGAGAAAAUAAGUCGCACAAAUUCCUAUGCGGAAGACUCAACCUGCAUAAAUGAUAAAAUUGCCAAAUUAUAUUGCAUAUGCAUAAAAGAUUUGAAGCCAUCAUAUUAGUAUAAUUUAAUUUCUAUCGUGAGUGUUAUGUCUGCAAAAAGAAUUCAUAAAUCAAAUCAACCUUAAGCGAAAAACUCAUUUCCUUUUUUAUCAAUUGCGAAAAUUAAGCGAAAAUAUUUUUUGCAACUUUCAUUACUGAAAAUAAGUUUUGUUGUUAAAGUUGCUUGUAGUUUGUAGGGGGUACAAAAACA